Limanda limanda (common dab) is the source of this 929-nucleotide messenger RNA. RefSeq names its product lactoylglutathione lyase-like. Gene Ontology annotation, molecular function: metal ion binding; lactoylglutathione lyase activity. Bases 65 to 607 code for a protein of 180 amino acids. The transcript is spliced from 6 exons. Lineage: Eukaryota; Metazoa; Chordata; Actinopteri; Pleuronectiformes; Pleuronectidae. The record is from RefSeq and is a predicted model, not a curated record.
CUCUCUCGCUGUCUCUCUCCAGUAGAGCUGCCUCCAGUCUGCUAACCAGCGUCAUUCAGAGACAAUGAGCGACAAAGGUUUGACAGACGAGGCGGUGGCUGCAGCUUGUAAAGAUGGAGACUCGAUCACUAAGGAUUUCAUGAUGCAGCAAACUAUGCUGCGAGUCAAAGAUCCAAUUAAAUCCUUGGAUUUCUACACCAGAAUCCUCGGCAUGACGCUCCUGCAAAAGUUUGACUUCCCCCCCAUGCGUUUCUCGCUCUUCUUCUUGGGCUACGAGGACAAGAAGGAUAUUCCUACAGACAUGAAGGAGCAGACGGCCUGGACCUUCUCCAGAAGAGCCACCAUUGAGCUGACACAUAACUGGGGCUCUGAGUCUGACGAGAGUCUGUCUUAUCACAAUGGGAACUCUGAUCCACGUGGCUUUGGACACAUUGGAAUCGCAGUUCCUGACGUCGCUGCAGCCUGUAAGUUGUUUGAAGAACAAGGAGUCACGUUUGUCAAGAAGCCAGAUGAUGGUAAAAUGAAAGGCUUGGCCUUCAUUCAGGACCCUGACGGCUACUGGAUUGAGAUCCUGAGUCCAAACAACAUGGUGUCCAUUACCUCAUAAAAAGUGACAACAUGCUACCUGCUGCAGUGCGUGAGGGCCAGUCCUGCUGUGACUUCCCCAGGAGAGAGAACACUGGCACUGAGUGAUUAAUAAGCUACCUACAGCGCAGAGCCGAGGGGAAACGGAGCGGGAUCUGCUGCACAGUGAUGAUCAGUGUGCCUUUGCAUGGGCUGGACUAUUAUUGCGAGUUGAUGAGCAAACGGAUUAGUUAUUUUUAUGAAUCGCUACUACUUAGUGUAGCUGUUGAGUGCAUCUGCCAUCAGUUUGUAUGUGUUUUCAAAAUAAAUAAAGCAGUAUUACUGGGCAAUACGUGUGAAAGCCA